Molecule: messenger RNA, 2021 nt
Organism: Salvelinus namaycush (lake trout)
Lineage: Eukaryota; Metazoa; Chordata; Actinopteri; Salmoniformes; Salmonidae
Product: frizzled-8-like
Exons: 1
Coding region: 1-1749 (582 amino acids)
Biological process (GO): canonical Wnt signaling pathway; non-canonical Wnt signaling pathway
Cellular component (GO): plasma membrane
Molecular function (GO): Wnt-protein binding; Wnt receptor activity
Source: RefSeq, a predicted model, not a curated record
AUGGAGUGUAACUUGCUGGGUUUGGGGUGGUGCAUGUUUUUUGCACUCGUUCUACACAGGUCGAGCUGCGCCGCGGCGAAGGAGCUACAAUGUCAGGAGAUAUCCGUGCCCUUAUGCAAAGGAAUCGGAUACAACUACACCUACAUGCCCAACCAGUUCAACCACGACACACAGGACGAGGCAGGGUUGGAGGUGCACCAGUUUUGGCCCCUGGUGGAAAUCAAGUGUUCUCCGGACCUGAAGUUCUUUCUCUGUAGCAUGUACACUCCUAUUUGCCUGGAGGACUACAAGAAGCCCCUGCCGCCUUGUCGGGGUGUCUGUGAGAGAGCCAAGGCAGGCUGUGCGCCUCUGAUGAGACAGUACGGGUUCCCGUGGCCAGACAGAAUGAGAUGCGAUUUAUUACCAGUGCAAGGUAACCAAGAUACACUAUGCAUGGACUACAACAGAAGUACGACGACUGUUUCUCCAGUGGUUGCAAAGCCCACACAUCGUCCUGUUAAACCAGUAAACCCACGAAAGAAAAAUGGACAAGGCCGUUCUAACGACCCCCGUAAACACAAACCUCCGAGUUCUCCAUGCGAACCCCAGUGUCACUGCCGCGCUCCCAUGGUUCCAGUCAGCAACAGUAAUCCUCUAUAUAACAGAGUUAAAACAGGACAGAUACUCAACUGUGCCAUGCCUUGCCACAACCCUUACUUCUCCCAAGACGAAAGGACAUUUACUGCAUUCUGGAUAGGACUAUGGUCCGUGUUAUGUUUUAUCUCUACUUUUGCAACAGUGGCAACUUUUUUAAUCGACAUGGAUCGUUUCAAAUACCCGGAGCGACCCAUUAUAUUCCUCUCUGCUUGUUACAUGUUUGUCUCGGUCGGCUACAUUGUCAGACUAAUUGCUGGACAUGAACAAGUGGCUUGUAACAUGGAGCAUGAUACCGAACACAUCCACUACGAGACCACCGGCCCUGCGCUUUGUACCAUUGUUUUUCUACUCAUCUACUUUUUCGGCAUGGCAAGUUCUAUUUGGUGGGUCAUUCUGUCUCUUACCUGGUUCCUGGCUGCGGGGAUGAAGUGGGGAAAUGAGGCCAUAGCCAGUUACUCCCAGUAUUUUCAUUUAGCUGCCUGGUUAAUACCCAGCAUGAAAUCAAUAGCUGUGUUGGCGUUGAGUUCAGUGGAUGGUGACCCUGUGGCAGGAAUAUGCUAUGUUGGCAAUCAGAAUUUGGAUAAUCUCCGGGGCUUUGUUUUGGCGCCUUUGGUUAUCUAUCUUUUCAUUGGAACUAUGUUCCUCCUGGCUGGGUUUGUGUCACUGUUCCGGAUCCGGAGUGUUAUAAAGCAAGGAGGGACGAAAACAGACAAGUUGGAGAGACUGAUGAUCAGGAUAGGUAUUUUUACAGUGCUUUACACUGUCCCCGCCACGAUUAUAGUAGCAUGUUACUUCUAUGAGCAGCACAACAGACAGAUUUGGGAAAUAACCCACAACUGUUCAUGCUUAUCGGAGCAUGAAAUGCAGAAGCCGGACUAUGCUGUGUUCAUGCUGAAAUAUUUCAUGUGCCUUUUAGUUGGCAUCACGUCCGGCGCGUGGGUCUGGUCGGGAAAAACUCUAGAAUCCUGGAGGACUUUUUGUACCCGCUGCUGCUGGGGCAGCAAGGCCACGAGCGGGUCAAUGUACAGUGACGUUAGCACGGGAUUGACGUGGAGGUCCGGUACUGCGAGCUCUGUCUCUUGUCCCAAACAGAUGCCAUUGUCACGGGUUUGAAAAGGAAGAAUGGACCACUAAUUGUGUUGGGAUUGACCAUCAGCGUGUUCCAAUUAGCACAUUAACGAGCACCUAAUGAUUUUUCUUGCACAAUGAGACCCGCAUCCAGUUUAGAACCAUAUAAUCAGAAGAAUUAGAGGCUUUGCCUAAUUUUUACGUACAAAAUGAGCUUUUCAAAGAUGAUUUGAAGUAGGCUAUGCCUUAAUGUCAUACGGGUUUCGUUGGUGCUUAAUGUAUUUAUAUAAUUAUUGAUGUACAAACAUUGUAAAUUU